Molecule: messenger RNA, 468 nt
Organism: Trichoderma virens Gv29-8
Lineage: Eukaryota; Fungi; Ascomycota; Sordariomycetes; Hypocreales; Hypocreaceae
Exons: 1
Source: RefSeq, a predicted model, not a curated record
UUGUUCCAACCAGUGGUCGUUAACACAAACGAACCCCAGUUGGAGACCGACUUGAAUCUCUACCAGUCGGCUUCAACAUUCUUCUCUGACCUCGAAGUAUCCAGAGCCAAGUUAAUGGCACAAAUUAUCGCACCUGUAUGGCCAAUGGAUGACAUGGAGAUUGAGCAUAAAGGCAGAGACGGUAGGGAAACAAAGGGAAAGGUAAAUGGUCGGCCUGCUCUCCUUCUCGGAGCCACUCAGACCUCUUUCAAACGCGAAAUUAGGCCUCAUACGGCGUACACCAUCAAAUCACGAAUUCUGGGCUGGGAUUCGCGUUGGAUAUAUGUCGGAUCUUGGAUCCACAAUGAAGCUUCAUUGACAAAGAAGAUUUAUGCAACUAGUCUGUCGAAAUACAUUAUCAAGAAGGGACGCAUAACUGUUCGCCCGGAGCAGUUCUUUAUGGAGUGUGGGUGGAUCUCUGCCCAAGAU